AUGUCUCCCCAGCACCAGAAAUCAGGGAAUUUCAAACCCAACAACCCCCGCGCAAAGAAAGAAAAACGACCGCAACUCACGCACUUCCUCUGUCUCCCACUCGUCAACUCCACGUCUCUCCCUCAACUCGAAUCCUCCCUCGCAGCUUUCAAAGCUGAUAUACCACCUGCGACAACAUCCCACCAAGCCCAAGAACCCGCCAAACCAACCCAACCACUCAUUCCCGAUGCCGCAAUCCGCCCCGUCGGCACCCUCCACCUGACCCUCGGCGUGAUGAGCCUCCCUAGCAAAGAGCGCCUCGACGCCGCAAUCCACCUCUUACAAACCCUCGAUCUAGUCGCUCUAGUCCGUGAAGCGGAGACGAUUGCGCGCGCACGCGCACAACACCGGACGAACCGGGCACCCCAUCGAGCAUCUCCAUCAGGGUCUCACAGAACCAACAGAGAUGAAACGAACGAGUCAGCGCAUGGCGAGAUCGCGAGAAAUGAAACCGAAAAGCAGCACACUACUACUCCUCCUAGCCCGUUCACCAUCUCUUUGGAAUCAUUGCAUGCGCUGCCGCGCGCACGCUCGGCGACCGUAUUGCAUGCCGCGCCGGUGGACUCGACGGCGCGACUGUAUCCGUUCUGCGAGCUGUUGAGGGAUCGGUUUCUAGACGCUGGGUUUCUACAGGGGGAGGUUAAAAAUGAUGAUACGUCCCAGCAGCAGCAGCAGCAGCAGGGCCCCAGCGCAGAGACAAACCCUGCAGGGAGUGACGACGGCGCAACUGCACAGCGUCUAGUCGAGACGGAGCCUUCUCUUCUUGAAGAGAUGCCCGUCGACGUAGCAGAAGAUGUUGUGAGAGAAUCAGACCCCCUUGUCACAAACACGCACACGUCGUCGAAACAUGAGUCUCUGGCCCCGAAACCAAAAUCCAAACCGAAACCUCGACCGCUUCUCCUCCACGCCACGGUCGUCAAUACCAUCUACAUCAAGGGUCGAUCUCGAGGACCAGGCGGCGGGGGCAAGAGCCGCAAGAACAGUCGGUAUUCGUUCGAUGCAAGGGACCUGCUUGCGCGAUAUAAGGAUUACUAUCUCGACGGUGGUAGAACGAUACCGCGACCUUCUACUAUAGGCACUACGAUCACUGCAAACGGUCACCGGAAAGACGGCGAUAAUAGUGACAAAGACCAAGCUGUCCGGGGUAAAGAUGAUGGCCUAGAUGAUGCAGUCGAGAACGGCGCUCCGAACCCGUUCGUAUGGGCUCGUGAUUUUCCUAUCGAAUCUGUUUGCAUCUGUGAGAUGGGGGCUAAGAAAUUGGAUCCUGAAGGAGACGAGGAUGGGUUGAAUGCGAGGUUAAGAGAGAAAUAUAUGGUUGUUGCGGAGAAGAGUUUGGAUUUCUGA
Aspergillus melleus is the source of this 1383-nucleotide messenger RNA. RefSeq lists its product as uncharacterized. The record is from RefSeq and is a predicted model, not a curated record. Gene Ontology annotation, cellular component: nucleus. Lineage: Eukaryota; Fungi; Ascomycota; Eurotiomycetes; Eurotiales; Aspergillaceae. The transcript has a single exon. The coding region runs from base 1 to 1383 and encodes 460 amino acids. Gene Ontology annotation, biological process: DNA alkylation repair; regulation of DNA-templated transcription.